This is a messenger RNA of Rhagoletis zephyria (snowberry fruit fly), 1466 nucleotides long. NCBI's taxonomy places the organism in Eukaryota, Metazoa, Arthropoda, Insecta, Diptera, Tephritidae. The record is from RefSeq and is a predicted model, not a curated record.
AUGUCUGCUUCUGAAUUUGAGAUGUACAGCGAAGACGACGACGACGAGUUUGAUGUGGGGUCAGAAGAAGAAGAAGAAGAAGAAGAAAGAAAAUCACUGAGCUCGGCAGAUAACGAUGAGGAAGAGAAAGCCAGUGAAAUGGACCAGAAAACAGAGGCGAAAGAAAAAGAACUGAAAGCCAAUUCUGCAAAUUUUUCGAAGGAUACUGUUACCUGCCCACCUGUUGAUGAGCCAAUUAAACCGGUAAAACGAACUAUCGUCACCAUUGACAUACACGACGAGGAGUUUCGUUUGUUCAUGAAGCAGGAAGCUCUAGCCGCUGAAAAGGCUAAAAAAGCUGCCAAAGAAGCGAGCUCAAAGGUCGAAAAGAAAACUGAAGAGGAGGAAGAAGAAGAGGAUAAAGAAAACGACGACUCCGAUUACAUUGAUGAUGAUGAUGAUGGUGGUGGUGAAAGGGAUGACUCUGUAGACAGUGAUUACGAGGAGAUAAAGUCGGCAAAGAAGAAGAAGAAAUCAACAAAAAAGCAGUCGUUGACAACAAAGGAAAGAAAUGGCACAAGAAAAGAAGCCAAAGCGGAAACCGCGUUCCAUUCACCAGCAAAAAAGCGACCAUUCAAAUGUCCGGACUGCCCUCUGCUCUUUGACUACCCCUCACGGCUGCAGCGCCACUUCCUGGCGAAUCACAGCGAGGAGCGCCCCUUCACCUGCACCGCCUGCCCGAAGGCCUUCAAGACGGCCUACUCGCUGAGCAAGCACCAGCAGACGGUGCACAGCGACGUCCGCCGGCACCGCUGCGCCCAGUGCGGCAAGCACUUCAAGCACCGGAGCAACCUCCAGCAGCACCAGGUGACGCACCUCACCGCCCGCGCCUACCAGUGCACCGUCUGCGGGAGCGCCUUCAAGACGCCGUCUGCGCUCAAAGGGCACCAGGCGAUUCACAGCAGCGAGGGCAGCGACCGGCACCGCUGUUCGGCUUGCGGCCACGGCUUCCGCCGGGCCGGCCAACUGCGGAAGCACCUGACGGUGACGCACAGCGACGCCCGGGGGCACCACUGCCCCCUCUGUUCGCGCUCCUUCAAGUCGCGGGACACGCUGCGGCAGCACGGGCUGGUGCAUAGCGAGCAGCGGCCCUACGCCUGCGACCGCUGCCCGGUGGCCUUCAAGACGCCCGGUGACCGGCGGCGCCACCUCCUGCAGGUGCACUCCGCGGCGCGGCGCCACCUCUGCCCGAGCUGCGGCAAGGCCUUUAAGACGGCGCCCUGCGUGCGGCAGCACCAGCUGCAGGUGCACAGCGAGGAGCGCCCCUUCCGGUGCCCCCACUGCCCGCUGGCCUGCAAGAAGCGCCGCACCCUGGAGGUGCACGUCCAGCGGAGGCAUCCGCAGAAGAAGAAGCCGAAGCAGAAGCCGAAGCCUAAACCUAAGCAGAAGAAGCCGAAACCGAAGCCAAAACCGAAGAAGAAGCAAAA